Messenger RNA from Penicillium daleae, 4101 nucleotides. RefSeq lists its product as uncharacterized. Gene Ontology annotation, biological process: siRNA processing. The coding region runs from base 1 to 4101 and encodes 1366 amino acids. Gene Ontology annotation, molecular function: nucleic acid binding; RNA-directed RNA polymerase activity. Gene Ontology annotation, cellular component: nuclear RNA-directed RNA polymerase complex. Lineage: Eukaryota; Fungi; Ascomycota; Eurotiomycetes; Eurotiales; Aspergillaceae. The record is from RefSeq and is a predicted model, not a curated record. The transcript has 5 exons.
AUGUCGACCUCGUCUGGAUCGACCAGCAUCACACUCACCUCCUCGGGCCCGGCCCUUUGGCUACCCUGGAACAAGUGGGAGACUGUUGGUGUCAAUAUAUCUCAGGUGCCAACAGAGGCAACUACCCAGGUCCUAUGGGAAGCCUUCUCCAAGGAGGGCGAAGUCUGUUCCAUCGAUAUCUUUGAUGACCGCCAUGGAAACCGAGGCUCAAAGGGCCGCAUCCGUUUCAAGCCACCUCCAUCAAAUCCGUUUUGGAAAAAUGGGAAUUAUGAUAUCCUUCUACCCAGCGGGCGCAUUGCGAGACUCGUCGUCUCGCUUGAUCUGACCCCGCCGAGUCCCUUCCUAAGAAGCCCCAGCCGCGAGGAUGUACUGUAUCCCAGGGAAUGUCAAAACCUGCCGUGCAAGAGGAUUGAUGUUGGGAUUCUCAUGGACGAAUCCACCACUUGUGCCAUGCGCAUUUUCCAGCAGGAACCCAAACCCAUGAUUGCGGUGGAUGUCCCGUCAAAGGCAUUGUUUGCCUACUUCGGCGUCACCAUACAUGAAACUCGGCCAUUUACGCCUGGCGGACCAGAGGUCAACCCGUCCACUUUCAGGGUGAAGAUACCCUUCCUCCAGCUCGCACAGCUGUGGGAGGUUCAUGACCCAGAAUCCCACGAAAUGUCUCUUAUCGUCAUCCUGGACUCUCCACCUGUGUAUCAUAGACAGUCCACAGAUAUUCUGGCCACUUUCAAUACGCAAAGUAGUUGGCGAGACACGGAUCUGUGGCUGCGUCAAACAUGCAUUGCCCACAAUCUCGGGGCUCAGGACCAGGCCAAAAUCAGUCUGCGCAGGUCAGGUCAGAUUGUUGAUCUUGGCAGAUGGAAUGUUUUCAAGUUUACAUUCUCCACUAGAGACCUCCUGGAGCAAGAUUACAAGUUCUUCAUAGGGAUGUUAAGGGACCACAAUAUCUCUAUCGACGAUGGGAAGCAUUUCAGAACUGUUUUGGAGCGCCCAGAGCCUGUGUGGCGCUGGAUUGAUAUAUCCGACUCUAAAGCACGGUUUCGUUCAACGCUCGAAGAGAUGGCUCAUAAUGAUUAUGUCUAUCUUCCAUUCGAAAUUCGGUACCAAUUGGAGGUUUGUCUCUCUCAAAGGCAUCUCUCUGAAUUCACGAUGUCGCGUGAAUUUAUUGUGCGUCUCAUGGAACUGGGAGCUGCUUCGGCCGUAAGACUCCUGGAGCACGUUGCCACGAACAAAGAACAGUAUCUUGACCCAAUGAAGAUCUUCAAGAUCAGAUACCCAAAGGGCAUCUCUGAUUCAGCCAUUCCUAGCUACUGCUGCUUCAUGCGUACUGCACGUGUGACACCAACCACUGUUCACUACAACACUCCGACGAUCGACACCUCGAAUCGGGUGACCCGCAACUACCAAGAGUUCCUCGAUCGCUUUCUUCGCGUUCGAUUCACGGACGAAAAGACUCAAGGUCGGAUCUAUUCAUCGCCUUUCAAGUCAAAUGACGAGAUCUUCGUUCGGAUCAAGAGAACCUUAACAAAUGGUAUCACCAUUGGGGAUCGCCACUAUGAGUUUUUGGCCUUUGGUAACUCUCAGUUCCGUGAACAUGGCGCAUAUUUCUUCGCUCCGACUCCCAAUCUGACAGCUGCUCACAUUCGGGCUUGGAUGGGUCAAUUCAAUCAUAUCCGAAAUGUCGCUCGUUAUGCUGCACGGUUGGGGCAAUGCUUCUCAACGACGCGAGCUCUUGCUGGCUGCAACGUCACUGUCAAACAGAUACCCGAUAUCAUCCGCAAUGGGUACUAUUUUUCUGACGGUAUCGGAAAGAUCUCGAGAUUCACGACUAGAGUAAUCUCGGUGGAAAUGGGUAUCUUGAAUCCCUAUGGCGAGCCUCCAUCAGCUUACCAGUUCCGGCUGGGUGGGUGCAAGGGCAUGUUAACUGUUUCGUCUGACCCGAUCGUAAACGAUGUGCAUAUUCGCCCAAGUCAAAUCAAGUUUGAGGCCGAACAUAAACGCUUGGAGAUCAUUCGAUGGUCACAACUCUCCGCCGCUACGCUCAAUCGCCAGCUGAUCUUAGUUCUAUCCGCUCUCGGCAUCAAAGGACAAGUCUUUCAUGACAGGCUCAAUACCAUGUUAGAGAGCAUCAGAUAUGCCAUGGAUAGUGACAAACAGGCUAUUGAAUUGCUUGAAAAGUUCAUCGACCCGAACCGGACGACGUUGGCGCUGGCGGAAAUGGUGUCUGCCGGGUUCCGAAGGACGAAUGAGCCUUUCGUCAGUUCCAUGUUGGCUCUAUGGAAGUCCUGGCAUCAAAAAUACCUCAAAGAGAAAGCCAAAAUCUUGGUUGAAGAGGGUGCUUCACUUCUUGGAGUUCUCGAUGAAACUGGCACCCUCAGGGGUUACUUUAAUCGCGCGGAAGAGAAGCUGGCAGCCCUCCCGGAGAUCUUUAUUCAAGUCAGCAGCAUGGAAAAAGGUGUCCGUCCCAGAGUCAUCCAGGGAGUAUGUAUUGUCGCUCGAAAUCCGUCGCUUCAUCCAGGUGACAUUCGUGUUGUGCGUGCUGUGGAUUGUGAGGCGCUCAGGCACUUGGUCGACGUGAUCGUGUUCCCGCAGACCGGUGACCGGGAUGUCGCGAGUAUGUGCUCUGGGGGUGAUCUCGACGGUGAUGACUAUAUGGUCAUCUGGGAUCAGGACCUUGUUCCAAAACAGUGGUUCGCAAAGCCCUUGAUCUAUUCCAGCAAUAGGGCUCCAGAUCUGGACCGCCAAGUGACUAUCAAUGAUAUCACCUCGUUUUAUGUCACGUACAUGAAGAAUGACAGCCUGCCGCGAAUUGCGCAUGCUCACAUGGCACAUGGGGACCAUCUUUUAAAUGGUGUAUACGAACCGAAGUGCGUCCGCCUUGCCGAAUUGCAUUCGGAUGCUGUGGAUUACAACAAGACAGGGAUCCCUGCUGUCAUGGAAAGAGGCCUUGAACCACGGGUCUGGCCGCACUUCAUGGAUAAAAAGAACAAAAGGUCUUACCAUUCCAAGAGAAUCCUAGGCCAACUUUAUGAUGCUGUCAAGACGGAGGAUUUCUCGCCAAAGUUGAGCAACCCAUUCGACUCCCGGAUCCUCGAAUGCAGCCUGGUGGAGGCAAGCAAGAAAUUCGAGCAGUUUGCUAGUGAGCUAAAGGUAAACUAUGACACAUCAAUGCGGCGGAUUAUGGCACAGUAUGGAAUCCAGACCGAGUUCGAGGUCUGGACAACAUUCGUUCUUGAGCACAAUUCCAUGUCCAGGGACUACAAACUGCACGAAGACCUGGGAAAGGUUGCGAGUGGCCUCCGAUCGAGCAUCCAAGAGCAAUGCUACAAACAUCUUGGAGGAAAGCGAGAUUUUGGACACGUUGCACCGCUGGCAGUCGCCAUGUAUCGCGUCACUCAUCAAGAGGUCCAAGAUGCCCUUGCAACUCUGCGAGGCGAAGUUGCCUACGAUGACCACGAUGAUGUCCCCGACUUACCCGACGAGCAGGAAAUCGAGAUCACCAGACUGCCUCUCAUCAGCUAUCCUUGGGUCUUCUAUAGUGUCCUGUGCACAGUGGCCAGGAGCGCCGUUGAUGAGUUGCAGAAUGCACUGGCUGAAGCGCAAGCCAUCGAUGCCAGAAAGGCCCCGUCCAAAUUCUUCACUCAUGCCGAGGUCAUGAAGAUCGUUGGCCAGACUGAUUUCACCGUUCGAGAUGAAGCUGGGGCCAGGGCACCUGCAGAGACAGAUGCAGAAUUUGGACACCAUGGGUUAGAUCGCGACCUCUAUGAGAACGAUCUCUACCAAGAGACAGGAGGCGGUGGUUUCUCUUCGGUUCCAAAAGAAGAGAUGAAACAGGAUGAUGGAAAGGACCGAGAUGUCGUUGUGACUGCUAAUGAUGGAAGAGCCUCCGCAACGGAGUUGGUCUUGCUGACCAAUGAACAUAGGGAGGGUAUCAAGGAGAAGGUUGAGAGGGCUAUUGAGGGACCACUGGGUGAGGAUGACGAUGAGGAUGACGGAGACGUUCACAUCAUUGAGAGGGAAGGCGAUGUGAAGCCUUCCGCAAUCGACGAGUUGAUCACAUUGGUAGGGGACGACUACGAUGCUGAUGAUGAUGACUGGUGA